Messenger RNA from Vitis riparia (riverbank grape), 3398 nucleotides. Its product is annotated as calmodulin-interacting protein 111. Lineage: Eukaryota; Viridiplantae; Streptophyta; Magnoliopsida; Vitales; Vitaceae. Gene Ontology annotation, cellular component: mitochondrial outer membrane. The coding region runs from base 611 to 3145 and encodes 844 amino acids. Gene Ontology annotation, molecular function: ATP binding; ATP hydrolysis activity. The record is from RefSeq and is a predicted model, not a curated record. The transcript has 16 exons.
AGCGGGAACUGCCUCCACCACCAUCUCCACCACCGCCACCAGCACCUUCUCAGCGUUCCUCCGCCGCCCUCUUUCUCUCAACUAACUCCUUUUUCGGCGACUUUUGUGGUCUCUAGAUCCGCUUGUUUCGGUAUCUAUACAUAGGUGCGCAAAGCGAAACAAAUAAAACUACCAGAAGUUUGGAGAGAGAAAAGAAAAACCAAAAAACUGAAACCUAGAGAGAGAAACGGUGGAGGAACGUCGCGCAGAUCGGAGGUUGUUGGAUUUUAUGGUGUCGGAAACCAAGGGAAAAUGAUCGGCUCUUUCUAGUUUUUCGGUGAACAACUUGUGGAAUUUCAUGUCAAUUUUCGAGGUUUUUUCUUGAUGAUGUUAGCUGUCCGGUUCGGAUCGGUCUGGCUCUGUUCUGAUGUUUGUUCUUGAGUUCAAUGGCGAAGUGAUAUGAUCUUUUUUUUGAAGCAUUGAUCCAGUUUUCUUGAGUGGGAAACGCAGAGAAGAGUUACGUUUGUGUGUGUGUAUAUAUAUAUAUAUAUAUAUAUAUAUAUUUAGUGUCGUGUUCUUUGCGAUCUUUGCUUCGAAGAAGGGAGUUAGGGUUUCUGAUAGUGGAAAAGAAAUGGAACAGAAACAUAUUUUGUUGUCGGCGUUGAGCGUCGGGGUUGGAGUUGGAGUCGGACUCGGAUUAGCUUCCGGCCAGACUGUGAGCAGAUGGACUGGUUCUGGUUCUGGUUCUUCGGACGCUCUUACCGCCGAGAAAAUGGAGCAGGAGUUGCUCAGACAGGUGGUUGAGGGCAGAGAAAGCAAGGUCACGUUUGAUGAAUUUCCAUAUUACCUCAGUGAGCAAACACGGGUGUUACUAACGAGUGCUGCCUAUGUCCACUUGAAGCAAGCUGAAUUCUCCAAGUAUACACGAAACCUUUCUCCUGCAAGUCGGGCUAUUUUGCUCUCAGGACCUGCAGAACUUUACCAGCAAAUGCUUGCCAAGGCUUUAGCACACUAUUUUGAAGCCAAGCUGUUGCUGCUAGAUGUAACAGACUUUUCAUUGAAGAUUCAGAACAAAUAUGGUAGUGCCAGCAAAGAAUCUUCUAUGAAAAGGUCUAUUUCAACAACAACUCUAGAGCGGGUUUCUAGUUUACUUGGUUCACUUUCUCUCAUUCCACAAAUGGAGGAAAGCAAAGCUCUAAGCAAAAGUUCUGUUGGAGGCACAUUACGAAGACAAAGUAGUGGCAUGGAUAUUGCAUCGAGGGGAAGAGACUGUUCUUGCAAUCCUCCAAAGAUUCGGAGAAAUGCCUCUGCCUCAGCUAAUAUGAAUAACAUGGCCUCACAAUUUGCACCAUAUCCAGCACCACUCAAGCGCACAAGCAGCUGGUCUUUUGAUGAGAAGCUUCUUAUACAGUCCCUUUACAAGGUUCUGGUUUCGGUUUCAAAAACCAGCCCACUUGUUCUAUAUAUUAGAGAUGUUGAGAAGCUUCUAUCUAGAUCACAGAGGAUAUACAACUUGUUCCAGAAAAUGUUGAACAAACUUUCAGGAUCAAUACUGAUCCUUGGCUCACAAAUUAUAGAUCCGGAUGAUGACUACGGAGAUGUGGAUCAGAGGCUUACUACUCUAUUCCCUUACAACAUUGAAAUCAGACCACCUGAAGAUGAAAACCACUUUGUUAGUUGGAAGACUCAACUGGAGGAGGAUAUGAAAAUGAUACAGCUUCAGGAUAACAAAAACCACAUCACUGAAGUACUUGCUGCGAAUGAUCUUGACUGUCGAGAUCUUGAUUCGAUCUGCCUGGAAGACACCAUGGUUCUCAGUAACUACAUAGAAGAAAUUGUGGUGUCAGCAGUUUCUUAUCAUUUGAUGAAUAACAAAGAUCAUGAAUACAAAAAUGGGAAACUUGUUAUUUCAUCCAAGAGUUUGGCCCAUGGGUUGAGUCUAUUCCAGGAAGGUAAGUCUGGCAGCAAAGAUACUUUGAAACUCGAAGCGCAUGCUGAACCUUCUAAGGAAGCUGGGGGAGAAGAAGGUGCUGGUGUGAAGCCAGCAGCAAAAGCUGAAAGCACAGCUCCAGAAAACAAAAAUGAAGCAGGGUCACUUAUCGUGGCAGUAAAGGAGGGUGACAAUCCAAUCCCAGCAUCAAAAGCUCCAGAAGUUCCUCCUGACAAUGAAUUUGAGAAGCGCAUCAGACCAGAGGUCAUCCCAGCUUGUGAGAUUGGUGUGACAUUUGCUGAUAUUGGUGCCAUGGAUGAGAUUAAAGAAUCCCUCCAGGAACUUGUAAUGCUCCCUCUUCGUAGACCAGACCUUUUUGAAGGAGGCCUUCUAAAGCCUUGCAGAGGAAUAUUGCUCUUUGGGCCUCCUGGCACUGGGAAAACAAUGUUAGCCAAGGCCAUUGCCAAUGAAGCUGGAGCAAGCUUCAUUAAUGUGUCCAUGUCUACCAUCACUUCCAAAUGGUUCGGUGAAGAUGAGAAGAAUGUUCGAGCCUUGUUCACUCUGGCAGCCAAGGUUUCCCCAACUAUUAUUUUUGUAGAUGAGGUUGAUAGCAUGCUUGGACAGCGGACUAGAGUUGGGGAGCAUGAAGCCAUGCGGAAGAUAAAAAAUGAGUUCAUGACUCAUUGGGAUGGACUCUUGACAAAACCGGGUGAGCGGAUUCUUGUUCUUGCUGCAACUAACAGGCCAUUUGACCUUGAUGAAGCCAUAAUCAGACGCUUUGAGAGGAGGAUCAUGGUUGGCCUACCAUCGGUGGAGAACAGAGAAAUGAUCAUGAAGACUCUUUUGUCAAAAGAAAAAGUUGCAGAAGGAUUAGAUUUCAAGGAGCUUGCAACCAUGACAGAAGGAUAUAGUGGAAGUGAUCUUAAGAACCUGUGCACAACAGCUGCUUAUCGGCCAGUCAGGGAGUUAAUACAGCAAGAGAGACUUAAGGAUUUGGAGAAAAAGCGGAGAGCUGAGCAAAGGCUAAGUCCCGACGAUGAUGACGUGUUUGAAGAUACAGAGGAAAGAGUAAUUACCCUGAGGCCAUUAAACAUGGAAGACUUCAGACACGCAAAGAAUCAGGUUGCGGCAAGCUUUGCUGCAGAGGGAUCGAUAAUGAGUGAGCUGAAGCAGUGGAACGACUCGUAUGGGGAAGGAGGUUCGAGGAAGAAGCAGCAGUUAUCUUACUUCCUAUAACGAACUGGCGGAACAAAACCAUCUCAUUCUGGACAAACACUGCUUUUUAGCAUCAUAUUCCAUGGGAGAUGAGGAAAGCUGAUGACUAAAAACCAUUCUCCUGAGACCUCAGAGGGUAAGGAAGGUGAAACCAGGGGAAAAAAAAAAAAAAAGGAAAGAGGGAGAGAAGGGAUUUACUACUUGGGCUUUGUUGUAUUUAAUAGGCCAUGUCCCCAGACAGCUGUGGCUACGCUACCUAAUAGUGUUAGGAAAA